Seriola aureovittata is the source of this 11750-nucleotide messenger RNA. Its product is annotated as matrix-remodeling-associated protein 5-like. Gene Ontology annotation, cellular component: extracellular region. The record is from RefSeq and is a predicted model, not a curated record. Lineage: Eukaryota; Metazoa; Chordata; Actinopteri; Carangiformes; Carangidae. Gene Ontology annotation, molecular function: protein binding. The transcript has 12 exons. The coding region runs from base 1761 to 10070 and encodes 2769 amino acids.
UUUUUCAAUUUUACUGAGACAGACAGCUCGUGUAAGAGACUCAAGAUUUUUCCAAUAUUGGAAACUUCAGUCUGAAUGCUAGAAGAUCCUCCCUUAAUGAACCACAUUUACCUUAAUGAACCACAUUUAUGUGAAAGGGCCCACUGACUUGCCCACUCGCUUGUCACAUACAUACACACAAAGCCCCUUAAAGAGAGUAGGUGGGGGGUUUACUGUGCUUACAGGAGACAACAGCUGAGAAGCAUCAGUCUAUUUUUGUUCUCCCCUCAUUUCAGUCUCUCAGAAGGAGGUGCGAUCAUUAUGGGGUGCCUGAGAAUCUGAGAUCACACGAAAGGGAUGACAGUCCCUUAUUUAGUUGCCUUAACCCAUGUUUGUGGAGAACAGCCUGGAACUACACAGGAUGGAUCUACUGAUCCACAAAGCUUGAAUCUCUGAAUCUUUGUUCACUCUGGGAUACUGUUUAAUCACUGUCCCCUGAACUCAACUGAAGGGGGUCAAAUGGUCAGUGAGUGGAGAUAGCUGCAGUCGUAAAUGCCUCAGUUUUAAGUACACUGGAACUUUUCAACUGUAUGGACUGUAUGGCUGUUUACACAAAUUACACAUGAUGGGAUUUAAAGGCUAAAUAUGUUAUCCUUUAGACUACAUCCCUUCAAAUUUUAGGUAAGAAAUACUUAAGUGAAAAGAAAUAGAUUUAAGAUUUUUCCACAAGCAUGAUAUCCGCUUAGUGUGGAGGAGGCUUUGAAACAUCAUUUUCAUUUUUUUUUUUUGGCGGGGUGGAGGGGUUCUGGGAAAACUCAUGAUCUCAUUAUUGCAAAAAAAAAUAAAAAAAAUAAAUAUAAAGUGCUGCUGCAUCUUCCAGCCAAAGUGAAACAAAGCUGUCGAAUAUUACAAUAGCAGCCUAUUGAUAAAGUACAUGGGUGAAGAUACCGAUUUCACAGUUGGAGAUAAAGUGAGCAGAGAAGUUAGAAAAUGUGCGAGAAAUGGUGUGAAACGCGCCGCAGCUCAUCGCGAAGGUGCCCAUCUCUGUGACCUGCCUGCAGUCAAGUGUGUGAGGAUUUGACAAGAGCAGCCUGCAGCGCGCAGUAGUCCACAACUUGUUACCUCUGAGUUUCCAGAAAAGCCCCUCCUAGGACAGACCCCUCUGCUUGAGCGUCACUCGAAGUUCACUUCAGUCCAGUCCCCUUUUCCUAAGCUCAGAUACACACACACACACACACACACACACACACACACACACACACACACACACACACACACACACACACACACACACACACACACACACACUGUCAUCCACAAACACAUUUCCCACAGCGCCAGACGCCUUUUUCCAAACACUCCGCCUGCCGCUUUCCCGGCGCUACUUUUCAUUCCAGGUCCCGCACAAGAAGGAGAUCUGAAGACCUGUUGGAUGUUACUAAGACAAUUUUUCUUUUGUUCGUUUGUUUUAAAAUUUGUUGCACGAAGUUGACAAAAGUGUUUGCCAACUACUUUUCACGUUUUCUCUUCUGUGACAUCAGAGGUGACAACUUUUUUUUUUUAAGGGGUGGGGAGGAAUAUUUCUUGGCAGUUCAACAAUCUCGGAUCUCAUGAGUGAAUAAACCGGUUAAUUGCUUAUCAAAUCUCCCGAACGACGCCGUUGGAUUAAAAUCAGGAUUUUCACGGGCAAAAUGAAUAAUUCCGUGAAAUAACUCUGUCCUCUGGACCAAAGGAUUUCAAGUGAUAAUCUCAGUGUAGCUUCUCGACUGGCAGAAGUGAAGAUGUAUCGCAGUGUGUGUGUGCCUGCGGCUCUCCUGGUGCUGACACUUGUGGUCCCCGGUGCCCUGUCCUGUCCCAGGAGCUGUAACUGCUACCAGGCCAGCGAAGUCCACUGCACCUUUCGCUCCCUGCUCACUAUUCCUCCUGGCCUGCCUGCACAUACACAACGCAUAAACUUAGGGUUCAACAGCAUCAGCAGGAUCCAUGACAGUUCACUGGCUGGGCUAAAGAAGGUGGAACUUCUCAUGCUCCACAGCAAUGACAUCCACCAUCUCCCGGACGCAAUAUUCAAAGACAUGAAAUCACUGCAGAUACUAAAGCUGAGCUAUAACAAGCUGAGAGAGAUCUCUUCAUCUCUGACCUUCUCUGGCCUGACCUCGCUGCUGCGUCUGUACUUGGAUCACAACCUCCUCCAACAUAUCCAUCCCCGAGCCCUGCUCCAGCUGCCUAGCCUCAGGCUGCUACGUCUGCAAGGGAACAGGCUGCAUCAGCUGCACCCUCACACUCUGUGCACACUGUCCCUCCUGAAUACAUAUUACUUCUCUACACUCAGACACCUCGACCUGUCCAACAACAGCCUAACCACACUGCCCAAAGACACCUUGGCGACAGCUCCUCUGCUUGAGACUCUCGUGCUGCAGGCUAAUCCGUGGAGUUGCGACUGCAGGAUGAGCUGGUUUCUCUCUUGGAGUUUGGCUCACCCAGGCUUAAUGAAAUGUCCAGGUGGUCCUCAGUGUCCAACCUGCACGUCGCCCAAUUCCCUUCAAGGGCAGGGCUUGCUUGAUCAGACUGACCUAUCGUGCGCCUCACCCGUCAUCCUCUCCCCGGGAAGAAAAACACCUUUGGAGACGGAACACGGUGAAAUCCAAUCAAGGGAAACCUUCAGAGAGCCUUUAGGCAGUGCCUCUGUGGGUCUAUCUGACCUACAAGGGAACAGUGUUGAUCUGAGCUGCAACGUCACUCACUCUUUUGACUCUCAGGAUAUCGCUCCUCCUCCAGAUCUCUCUCUUUCCUCCUCUUCUCCUAUCCCUCUAGCUCUGUCGCUCUCACUGGAGUGCCCUGUGGACAGAGAGAGCUACGAGCAACUUUGGAGGAUCCUGGCUUACUACAGUGAGACUGCGGUCCGCCUCGAGAGGGAAAUCAUGCUGGGUAAAGCCCCGGCGCUGGCCUACCGCUACAGGCAGGCAGCAGAGACAGAUGGAUAUUAUCACACUGGAGUCAAAGCUUCUGUUAAAGUCAGACCGCAGUGGUUACUACAGCCGGCUAUUAGCAUCCAGCUAAACAGAGCGCAGUCUAAUGGAAACAAAGUUCACCUUAUAUACUCAACAAGAGUCUCUGCUCAUCCUGGCCCGACGUCUUAUCCCUCCACAUCCUCCCCUGCUUCUCACCCAUGGGUUCUGAUUUCAACUAGUCAGUCCACCACAGCAAUGGCAGCAGUAUCAGGCAGUAAGGUGGAGCUCUCCUGCCCUCAUAUAAGUUCGGGUAACGCUAAAGUACAGUGGAUUUUCCCGGAUGGAUCAAAGCUCAACUCCCCCUCCAGCAGCCCGGAUGGUCGGCUCCGAGCCUCAGCCUCGGGUUUACUUCUACAAAAAGUACAGCUCUCAGACGCUGGGCUUUACUACUAUGUAGCCCAGGCUGGCAGGGAUGUAGAUGUUCUCCCUGUGCGCCUGGCAGUGGAGGAGUCGUCUGUACCUCCUUCAGGAGAGGAAGUGGGACCUCCUGUCACCGGAGGAGUUAGGGAGCCCAUCAGUCUGUCCUGCAAGGCAUCUGGUUCACCGGCACCUCAUAUGAGUUGGGUGCUGCCAGAUGGAAAUAUAAUACGGUCUGGAUUAUUUGUAUCAGGUGGACUCACCUUAACGCCGAAUGGGAGCCUGUCUCUGUCCAACCCUUCUCUGAGGGAUGCUGGUCAUUACCGCUGCAUUGCGGUCAACCAUUAUGGCAGUGACUCUCUGUCCAUGCAGUUGGAAUUAAAACCACAACAUCCGCCUCCACUUAGAACUUCGUUUCCCAGAGGGCCACAGUCAGCCGCAGGUCGGUCAACCAAGAUUCGAGCCCCUUUACUACGUCAGAUGGAGGAAGGAUCAGGGGAUGAAGAGGAAGGAGAGGAGAGAACUCUUUCUGGCAAUAGGAGGCGUCCAGGACUUCGCCAACCUCUCCCUAACAGACGUUAUCCAAAUGGAAAUCCCCGAAGACGUGGGCCUGUGAGAGAAGGCCCCCUGAGAAGAGGAGGAGGGCCUGUAUCCUCCACUGACCAGAGAAGAAACCGCUUUGAAAACAGACACAGAGUGACCACAAACAAACAAAGAAUAGACCCUGAGAAAUGGGCUCACCUACUAGCUAAGAUUCGUCAAAAGACUCACACUAAUAACAGCCAGCCCAUCACAGCAGGAAGUCCCACAGCUGAACCGGUGGGGAGAGGCAGAGAUGGAGACGCAGCAAGAGAGGAGCGAGUGGAUGAUACAGAGAGAGGUAGGGCUGAGGGAGCGGGGGUGGAGGCAGAAACUGAAGGGUCAUCUGUUGAUGACACUGUUCUACAAGAGGAAGGCCUACAGCCCAUCCAUCCUGUUCUCACUGAGACACAGACACCCCCAGAGACAAAAACAGACACAGAGAUAGAGAGAGGGACAGAGAGGCCAACAGAAACACAAACAGACAAAGAGAGUCAGAACCCAGGUCCACAGACGCAGACAGUGACAAAUCCAGAGGCACAGAAAGAACCAGAUGAAUCUAGGCCAAACACUGGAGCUAAUGAAAUUGUGCCAGAACCAGCUGAAGGAGACGGCCGAGGAGCAAACCAAAACCCAUCCAGACCCAGGCCUCAGAACCCGCGGCAGGGCCUCUUACCUAAUUUGGUUCCAAACUCUCGACCUCAAAGCCCUUGGAACUCUCGCAGGAGGAUCGGACAGCAAAGACGAAUCAUCAACAGGCCCAGGGUGCAGCCUUUGACCCCACCCCGACCUCUCCCUGACCCUACAAAGCAGAGGUCACAAACCGUAACACCUGACACUACCACAGAUAAAAGUAAUAUGUUGCUGCUGGUGACAACAACCACAUCUCAAGCUAUUUUGUGGACAAGGAAUGACCAUAUUAAGACUGCUCCAAAUGGUGUGGCACUGAAUCCUCUAUCUCAUGGUAUCUCCACCUCAGAAUCUGCCUCCACCUCUGACACCUCCUCCACCUCAUUAUCUCCCUCUCACACAGAGACGCAUAUAGACACGAUGACUCACUCAGCCGACAUCCCGGACACUGCAGAGUCCGAUCGCUCCAGCGCAGCCACACCAGCGUCCACCCAGUCUAAUGUUGUGAUUUCACAGACACAUGUGCCAGACACGCACACCAAGACACAUGGCAUACAGACACAGACAAAAACACGCACGGCCACAGGCAAAGAUGUUGAUAGACCCCUAAGCAGACACAGUGAGGAGCAGGACAGGAAUUUGCCGGGCGUACCAUAUGAACCACACUCCACCGCUCUCCCUUCCACUCAAACCUCCGUUAUUCCCUCCACAGUCUCCAGUGCAGCUACAGCCACAACUGCAAAAAUCGCAACAGCUCCUUCAACCACUACUCAUUUAACUAGUUCUGGUGGAAGCACUGCGAGUACAUCUACAUCUACUACUACAACUAGUGAGGAGACACUUCCCACAACAACUACUCCUAUGACAACAUAUCCAAUCACGCCUACUACAACUGCCAUUAUUAUUCCAACUUCUAGCACAACUAGAAGUACUACAACUACUCCUACCUCUACUACAACCACCUCAACUCCUAUUCUUACAUCUACUACUCCCAUUACCACUACUACUUCAACAACUGCUUUUACUACUACUACUGCUGCUGCUACUAGUACUAAAAUCUCAUUCAAAGCUAUUCCUACAACUCCUAACCCCACUACUACAACUGCUGCUGCUACUAGUACUAAAAUCUCAUUCAAAGCUAUUCCUACAACUCCUAACCCCACUACUACAACUACUACUCCUACUACGAGUACUAGAAUGAGCACCGUAGCUGAAACUUCUUCAACCACCACUAGAGCAUCUACUUCUAUUACACCCACUACUACUACCACAACAGUGACAUCAACAACUACCAGAGUGUCAUCCAGAGAGAGGCCAAACUUUGGCCAAGUUGACCCCCGAUGGAGGCCUGUUUCUGGGGCUCCAAACCAGGGUCGCUCACCUCCUGACUGGAAGAACCCUGGAGCUAAUUCUAUUCCUGAUUCACACAGCAGCAGGCCACGAUGGUCUCCCUCCCCUUCGCUCCCUGCUGUCCCUGGGGCCCCAGUUGUGAGAUCCAGACCAAGAAUUGCAGACCCACACAUCAGGACAGCGUCGUUCCCAGCAGAAAGCACUGCCAGGCUGGCUUGUGAAGCUCAAGGAGAACCGAAACCCUCCAUCACAUGGACCAAAGUUGCCACAGGAGCAGUGAUGUCAUUCCACUCCAAGGCUCAGCGUUUUGAGGUCUUGGCAAAUGGCACCCUUGUUAUCCAGAAUGUUCAGCUGCAGGACAGGGGCACAUACAUCUGCAGUGCCCAGAGCUUCCUGGGCCGUGACAGGUUGCUAGCUACCCUGGAAGUGUGGACCCGCCCCCCUCGGAUGCAGCUGCCGAGUUACAGAGAAGACACCAUCCAUCAGGGCGGAGAGCUGCUCCUGCAGUGCCAGGCGGAUGGCGUCCCUGCCCCUCUGCUGUCUUGGGUUCUGCCUGAUCGUUCUGCCCUGACGUCCGCGGCCCCCUCUGCCGAUCGCAUCUUUAUGGACACAAAUGGAACCCUCCAUAUCUCAGUGACUUUACCGAGUGACAGAGGAAUGUAUCGCUGUGUGGCCUCCAACUCGGCAGGUGCUGCCAGUGCCUCUGUGCGUGUACACGUGUCCUCGUUGCCCCCGGUGAUACAACAACCCAGAGAGGAACACCUGCUUUUGUCUCCAGGGAGGCCUGUUUAUGCUCACUGCUCUGCCCGAGGUGCUCCACCACCAACUCUGCGCUGGCGAAUCCCAGAUGGGACUCUGGUUCGCCCAUCCCAGUUUCUCCAUGGCAACCUCUUUGUCUUGCCCAAUGGGACGCUCCAUAUUCGAAGAGUUGGGUCAAAGGACUCAGGGAGUUAUGAGUGCACCGCAAGUAAUGCUGUUGGAGCCGAUAAGAGAACAGUCAGGGUAGAAAUUGAAGGGGGAGCAGGAAAAGAAGAGGGAAAAGCAGUUCCUACUGAAAAACCAUACCCUUCAUAUUCACUGAAUAAAGACAGAGCUUUGUCCGUCCCUAAACACCCAGCAAAUCCAUUCAACUCCCCUAAACUUUCCCCUCCAUUGCUCUCUGAUAGAUCCAGGACCUUGCCACUAACCCCGAGCUUCACUCGCUCUUCUCCCUACCCUCACCAAUCCACUGACACUAACUCACUGCCUAAAAUCAAUAAAACAGUCACUGCCUCCCCCGCACACUUUACCGACACCAACAAAACAAAACUUUCCACUCCCUCCCUGCCCCCCACAGUGCCCACAAAUAACACCAAAGUCUCACCCAGUGUUGUAAACAACACAAGAGUUACUUCUUCUUCCCCCUCCGACAAAAGUAAAGUUCCAGCUGUUUUGCAUCCCUUGCCCGUCUCCCCCUUCAGUAAAGCCCGUAUUGUCUCUACAUCACCCUCCGUCACUACUGUCCGCUAUGGGGGGAUUUUGCAGCUCCACUGCUCUGUUACUGGCAACCCUACCCCCAUCAUUAUUUGGAGGACCCCUACGAGGAAACUGGUGGACAUGCACUUCAGUUUUGACCGUCGCCUGAAGGUGCAUCCUAAUGGCACCCUGUCAGCCCAGGCAGUGACGGAGAAGGAUGCUGGAGACUACCUCUGUAUCGCGCGCAACAAGGUCGCAGAUGAUUAUCGCCUGCUGCGUGUCUCUGUGACUACCAAGCCUGCCAAGAUCGAGCCAAAACAACCACUCAAUCAGAUGGUGUCACUCGGCAAGCCACUGAAGGUGGACUGCCAGGCAUCAGGACUGCCUGACCCAGCUGUUCACUGGAGUCUACCAGACGGAACCAUGGUGAACAGUGUGUUGCAGGGGGAGGACAGGGGAGGGCGAGCAAGGAGGCUAACUGUGUUUGACAAUGGGACCUUACUGGUUCCAGCCGUGGGUAUGGGGGAAGAAGGGGAAUAUACGUGUUAUGCUGAAAAUCAAGGAGGUCAAGACACCAUGAAGGUCAAAGUGAAGGUCAUGAUGACAUCUCCACCAACCUUCACAGACGACGGAAGCUACCGCGUCAUCAAAAUACGUCAGGGGGCAACCGCCACAAUUCACUGCCGGGCUGCAGGAGAUCCUGCCCCAACAGUGACAUGGUUCUCCCCAGCCCGCCGUGUCAUUCCACGAAGCAUGGGCUCUGGUUAUUAUUCUGAGAGAGUUGUGGUGGUUUCCGGUGGAACUCUGGAGGUCCGUCUGGCUCAAAAGAUUGACACAGGAAACUACACAUGCCGGGUAAGCAACUCAGCUGGGGAGAGGAGCAUGGCGGUGGGCCUGGAGGUGGAGGCUCCUAACCAUGGAGUGAGUGGUCAGGUGGGAGGAAGAAGUACUAGCAAUGGGUCUGGUGGUAGUAGAUUAGGGGACAACAUGAAUAAUGCAGGAAUAGUCCAGUAUGGAUUUAUCAAUGGAGCCUCAAGCAAGCUCGGUAGCAAUAACAGCAGCAGUAAUGGCUAUAGUGAUAAUAAUGGCAGGAUAAGAAACAUCGAACCAAACACUGGCAUUCACACAGCAACCAGUGCCUCUAAUCCUGCCCUAAGGAGUGAAAGUCGAAAUGGAUUCAACAGACCUGUCAGUGGGAUUACAACCCAACUUGGCAGGAGUGUAAUCAGUGUUGGGGUGAGCGGGGUGAGCAAUAUAGGCUUUAAAGCAGACAACACUGGGAUAAAUAGAAAUGGACCUGGCAUUGUGCGUAGUAGUAGUAAUAGUGUGGGUAACAGUCACAGCACAGGAGCAAGUGUCGGAAAGAUUUCUGGGACUAAUAACAAUGAAGUCAUAGCAGGAAGGGCUAGUAAUGAUGCUAACACCAGUAGAGAUAAUGGGAGGAUAAGUGGUACUUGGAAUGUUGGCGUUAGCAGCAGCGUGUCUAAUAGUGGAGCUGGCACAGGAAAUUGGUUCCCUCGGAGUGGUGUCAAUGUAGCUGUGCCCAAUGAUGACAGAAGGAGUAGUGGUGGCAUAGCUGUUAGUAAUAGAGGUACUAAAAACUCUACUAACACAUUUGUGGGUGUGGUAACAACAGUGAAGCAGCGAGCGGUCAAAGGCCGAACUGUUCUUUUGCCGUGUCCCUCCCAAGGCUCCCCUCUCCCUCGUCUGGCCUGGCUUCUGCCCGGUAACGGAGUGUUGCCAGCUCCUUACUACGGCAGUCGACUCACUGUGCACCGAAACGGCUCCUUGGAGCUGCGGGGUGUGCGAGCGAGUGACGCUGGGACAUUGGUUUGUGUAGUGAGAGGUGAGAGAGGAGAGACGAGGAUACAGGUGGAGCUGGAGGUCUCUGAGGCGCAGGAGGAGGCCAGAUCUCCACACAGGGGAACAGCUGUGGAAAGACCUGAGCAGAAAAAUGCUGGAGCCUCAGAUAAGUCCUCCAGCUCAGUGUCGCCUGAGAAGCUUCAUCCAAGAAUCCCAGUUACUCAAAAGCCUCUGCAGAGGGGCCUGAGCUUACCUGCCCCACCUCGCCCUGUUGGUCCUCAACCCCACUCAGCUGGAACUGUGUCAGAGCCAGCAGUGAGCACCAGAACAGCCUCCUUGGUGAGCAUCAUCAACGGAGAGACCCUUCGCCUGCCUUGCCCUGCUCCUCAAACAGGAUACACCCAGGGCUCUCUCUCGUGGACCAUGCCCAGCGGCAAGGUGCUGUCACGGGGUGAGAGUGCCGACUCGGAGCGAAUCUUAGUCCAAGAGGAUGGAACAUUAAAAGUGCAACAGGCCUCUGUGUUCGAUCGAGGCACCUACACUUGCAGAUCCACCAGUUAUGACUCGACCUCAGUUUCAGUCAUCACAGUUCCCGUCAUCGUCAUCGCCUACCCCCCGCGGAUCACAAAAGGUCCCUCCCCUGUGACCUAUACACGGCCGGGAGUUGCUGUAGAGCUGCCCUGCCUGACCAUAGCGACACCGCGGGCGACAGUGACCUGGGAAACACCAGACCUGACACAGCUGAAGGUGAUGGGGCAGGCUCGUAUCUAUGGCAACCGCUACCUUAGUCCUCAGGGCUCCUUGGUGAUACAGAACCCGACAAGUAGGGACACUGGGUUUUACAGAUGCACAGCCAAAAAUGUAAUAGGAGUGGACACAAAGGCGACCUAUCUGCAUGUUAUAUAAUGAGGUGAAGCAAAGACACACACACACACACACACACACACACACACACACCCCAAACACAAACACACACACACACACACACACACACACACACACACACACACACACACACACACACACACACACACACACACACACACACACACACGCACACAGUAGAAAGACAGAGACCCCACCAGUCUUCUAUACUGGUGAAUGAACUCCUCUGCUGUCCCUCAUGCCCAAAGGAACUGCAAGGCUCCGUGCAGGAGAUACUGUUGAAUCUCAGAAAAGACACUACUAAUAUACAGUGUAUGUCUUGUGUUUUUUUUUUUUUUUAAAGUAUGACUUUCCUAUUCCGUCUUGUGUUUAUAUCAGGAGUUGUAGGAUUCUCCGCAGAGUAAGAGUCAUGCCUUUGUCUCUGCAUGAACAACGUGUUUAAGGAGAAUUGUUGGUGGUACACACUUAACCUGUUGUGCUCUUCUUGUCAGUCUGUCAGCAUAAAACAUUAUAUGAAGUUAAAUAAAAUAAACAACAGAUGUAAGAUUGCUGCAAAAAUGUAAAUACCCACAUCUGUUUAAGUGGAAAAUCAGUUUUGCAACACUGGUUUUGUUUUCCUGCCUUGUCUUAAAAAUUCAGGACCAGGCAAAGUGGACAAACAAUCCAAAAACAUGACUUUUACGUCUGUGUAUAAACUACUAAAGUUUUCAUCAUGUCAAAACCCUGCAGUUUUCAUGGUUUUAUACCUUGUGAAUGAUUAUGUGAUCAUUCUUCCAUUUUCCUCUAUUUUUCAUUUUGCUCAAUAAUAGCUGCACGCAAUAAUACAAAAGCCUAAAAAACAAAGGGGCUUCACUUGGAUUCAUUACUUUACUAUGCAUUUGUACACUAACAUUGAACUACAGUGUAAUGUACAAUACAGUAUGUCUUUGGGUCACUGAAUAAUAAUACAUCAUCACACGAAGAGGCGGAUUGUGUACAUUAGAUCACAUAAUAUGAUCCUCUUGAUAUAAAAUCAUCUUUUUUUUUUUCAAAUGCUGCAAAUUGGAAUUGAAUUUACAAAAAUACACUCAGAUUAAUACUUAUUAACUAUUUAAGUACUUUUUGCAUUUUUAAUUUAUAAACUACAUAUCUCAAAAAGGUUCUAUGUUGUUGUUGUGGUGCAUACGUAGCAAACAUUAACUUAAAUUGGCCGCCUUAUUAUCAUUGUACAUGACAUUAAAUCUGUGACGCACAUGAUGACGGAGGACUUCAGCAUUAUGAUCCACCAAAACUUCUUCAGGACUUUGUGAAAACUCUUCUCGUCACUGCUCUACCACCAUCGACUGUAUCUCACAUUCUGACUGUAUUACUUUGGCCUAAUGAGAUGCGGUACAAAGCUUUUGUGUUAACGCAAUAGCCAAUUAUUUUACGAGUGAUUGUUUUUAUAUACAGAUUGUAUAAACGCGCGUGUGAUUCAAGAGCCUGCCCUUAGUUUGUGCACAGAGCGGGUAGUUCAUAGUCAUCCUUAAUCUUUCCUUUGAUGUUUUCAUUUUUGUCAUUAAAUUAUUUGUCUUGUAAAGACUCUGUUGUAAGACACCAGUGUUUUGUCAUAAAAGGAGAAAGUAUUAAAUAUUAUUAUGUUAUGUUUGAUGUCUCACUAGCAUUGAUGAUUGCCUGCUAUAUUUUUAACGGCUUCAUUUUAUAAAUAAAAAUGGAAAAGAA